GGUUGGCGGUCAUGGCGGCUCGGUGCGUGAGGCCCACUCCUCGGCUGCUGUGCACGGCUGCAAAGCAGAAGAACAGUGGCCAGAACUUGGAAGAGGACUCGGGUCAGAGUGACCAGAAGACGGACACUCCCUGUGCAGAGAAGACGCUCAUGGAGGAGAAGGCCAAGUUAGAGGAGCAGCUGAAGGACACCAUGGAAAAAUAUAAGCGAGCUUUGGCAGAUACUGAGAACUUGCGGCAGAGGACCCAAAAAUUGGUGGAGGAGGCAAAAUUAUAUGGCAUCCAGGGCUUCUGCAAGGACUUGUUAGAGGUCGCGGACAUCCUGGAGAAGGCCACACAGUGUGUCCCCAAAGAGGAGAUCACAGAGGACAACCCGCACCUGAAGAACCUCUACGAGGGGCUGGUGAUGACCGAGGUCCAGAUCCAGAAGGUGUUCACGAAACACGGCCUGCUCAGGCUGGACCCCGUGGGCGCCAAGUUCGACCCCUACGAGCACGAGGCCUUGUUCCACGCGCCGGUGGAGGGGAAGGAGCCGGGCACGGUGGCGCUGGUGAACAAAGUGGGCUACAAGCUGCACGGGCGCACCCUGCGGCCCGCCCUGGUGGGGGUGGUGAAGGAAGCGUAGCUUCUCUCAGGGCUGUGGGUUUGGGGUAAUCACUGGCGGUAACUCUAAAAGGAUGGUUCGUCCGUGAAUACUCCAGACCUUUCCCAAACCUUGUUGGAAAGCUUCAGUAACCAGCGGCUAACCAGGAAAGUGGGCCCAUUGCACAGCUGUUACUGGACUCUAAUUUGGGAGCCUGUUGAUUGAUUUUCAGUACAUGUUUAAUAGUUCACAUGCUUACAAAACAGGCCACCACUGGGCCCUCGGGUAUCGUGAAUAAUACUACAUCUGCUCAAAGUCUGAUGACACCAAAGUAUUUAAAACAAAUAAAAGGUCUCUGGGGACUGUGCUGUCUGGCUAGGGCCACGCCAUCUGCCCUGUGCGCCUCUGCUUCUCGCUGCCCUGCGAGCUCGGCAGUCCUCAGCCCUCUGCACCUCACUCGGGAGGAAAGGCAGGAGUGUAACUGGGUUCUUGCUCAGAACACUUGUGUGUGCUGGGGGAGGACAGGCGCGUCCAUCUAAUCGCCCGCUGGCUUUUCUUUGGAGGCACCUUAACCAUUCUCCCCUAGAGUAAGACGGAUGUGACAGAAUCAGUUACUCUUGUCCUGUUUUGUUCAAAUACGUGUAGAAAUGUUUGUGUCUUAUAUUCAGCCAGGUACUAAUGACCUGAAGGUAGGUCCCUAGUACGAUGGUCUUUCUCAACACCCGAGGGCUGCAUGCUUGGUAAAUUUUAAAUGUGAAUGUUUAGUUUUUAAAUCUAUUGAAGAGGAUUAAAGCCCCAAUGUUUAUUUUCCUACUUUCUGAUAAGUCUUUUGCGUACCUUGGUGGCGAUCCUUACUAAGGGGAGCGUGACUUGGCUGUGUGCCCGAUGCAGACACGUGUUUGCUUCCAUCCGUGCCCUGCAGGCUGGCGUGGGACUGGCCUGCUCCGGGUGGACGUGUCUGCCUAAGGACCGUGACGGGACCACACACCCGGGACCCACGGCAGGAAAGUCUGCGGAAGCUGGCCUGUGACUCGCCAUAGGACCCUCCGUAUCUGUUACAAACAAAAAACAGCUGCUACUGCCUUGGCCUAAGGGGUGCGGAGAAAAUAUGAGGCAAUUUUACUUGGCUGAUCAUUUUGAAAGAUGUAAUAUUCCCGUAAUUAAAAUUUCAAUAUGUAUAAUUUCAAA
Messenger RNA from Myotis lucifugus (little brown bat), 1769 nucleotides. It is a transcript of the gene GRPEL1, whose product is annotated as GrpE like 1, mitochondrial. Lineage: Eukaryota; Metazoa; Chordata; Mammalia; Chiroptera; Vespertilionidae. The record is from RefSeq and is a predicted model, not a curated record. Gene Ontology annotation, biological process: protein folding; protein import into mitochondrial matrix. The coding region runs from base 12 to 623 and encodes 203 amino acids. Gene Ontology annotation, molecular function: protein-folding chaperone binding; protein homodimerization activity; adenyl-nucleotide exchange factor activity. The transcript has 4 exons. Gene Ontology annotation, cellular component: PAM complex, Tim23 associated import motor.